This is a messenger RNA of Cucumis melo (muskmelon), 966 nucleotides long. RefSeq names its product zinc finger BED domain-containing protein RICESLEEPER 2-like. The transcript has a single exon. Gene Ontology annotation, molecular function: DNA binding. NCBI's taxonomy places the organism in Eukaryota, Viridiplantae, Streptophyta, Magnoliopsida, Cucurbitales, Cucurbitaceae. Bases 1 to 966 code for a protein of 321 amino acids. The record is from RefSeq and is a predicted model, not a curated record.
AUGACUUUGACAGUUGAUAAUGCAAGUUCGAAUGACACUGCUGUUGCUUAUCUUUUAAAGAGAUUCAAUAAAGGAUUAUUGUUUGGUGGGGAAUUUCUGCGUGUUCGUUGUUGUGCCCAUAUAUUGAAUCUUAUAGUAACUGAUGCUUUUAAGGAACAUAAUGAUUGUAUUGAUAGGAUUCGAUAUGCUGUGCGAUUUAUAAGGUCUUCUCCUGCUCGUUUUUUGAAAUUUAAAAAGUGCAUUGAACUUGAAAAAAUUGCUUGUAAGAGUUAUGUGUGUCUUGAUGUUCCUACAAGAUGGAACUCCACAUAUAUGAUGCUUGAAGCUGCUGUUAAGUUUGAAAAAGCUUUUGAUAGAUUAGAAGAUGAAGAUGCCUCGUAUAGACAUGAUAUGUCACCGAAUAAGGAAGAUUGGACAAACGCUAGGAUGUUAAUACGAUUUUUAAAAGUAUUUUAUGAUGUCACAUUAAAGAUUUCAGGUUCUUUGUAUACUACUUCGAACUUGGUUUUCCAUCAGAUUACAGUGGUUCAGAAUUGUAUACGUUUGAAUGCGGGUAGUGCAAAUGCAUUGUUAGUUGGAAUGGCUAAUAACAUGAAGGCAAAAUUCGAGAAAUAUUGGGGAAACAAUGAAAAGAAUAAUUUGUUGUUGUAUGUUGCUAUUGUGUUGGAUCCUCGAAAGAAAUUAAGAUUUGUAUCUUUUUGUUUGAAAAAUUUUUUUAGUCCCGAGGUUGCUGAAUCCAUGGGAAAUGUAGUGGAACAAUAUUGUAGACGUCUCUUUCAUGAGUAUAGUACUACUCGAAGUGGGAGUAGACAAGGAUGUAGUAGUACUAGUACAACUAGUACACAAAUUGUUUCAGGCUUGGAUGUUAAUAUUGAUUUUGAUUCGAAUGAAAAUGUGGGGGAAGAUUUUGUCUACGACACGAUUGUUGAGGAAUUUGAAGAUGAUUCUACUACACCUUUCGAAUAG